Messenger RNA from Brassica napus (rape), 1034 nucleotides. RefSeq lists its product as uncharacterized. Bases 179 to 448 code for a protein of 89 amino acids. The record is from RefSeq and is a predicted model, not a curated record. NCBI's taxonomy places the organism in Eukaryota, Viridiplantae, Streptophyta, Magnoliopsida, Brassicales, Brassicaceae. The transcript has a single exon.
UAUCUAUUUGUUUUUAAAAUAGUGAAUAUUCACGGAAAAACCGAACACAUAUGAGGCCAGGACUACCUGUCGAAUCUUAACCAUCCCCUUUUGUUCAAAACCUUAACCUUGUAUCCUAAGAAAUCAUUUCUCCCUCAAUCUCCCUCUCUCUGAUAAUAUAUUUCUCAUACGAAGAAAAAUGAAGAGCAGGAACAGAAACUUGGCCACCCUGAGUUUGAUGAUAAUUACGGUUUUGUCAUGGACGAAGAUUGUGGCUGGACAAGAAGCACUAUUAGGAAAGAAAGUAUUGCCGUUGUGCCACAGAGAAUGUAUGCCAAUAUGCAUGAAAGUGACAGAAGCAACGCAAGAAAUUUGUGAGGGGGCAUGCCAAGCUGGUUGUGUCCAGCUUCAAGGUCGAGGCACCGGACUUUCAGCCACUGAUCAAGGAGUCGAUAUGGUCAUUGCAUAGAGAAAUAUUUAAUAUAUUUUUCACCGGGAAAAACAAGAUUUUGUAUUACCAUAUUGUAGUUGUCUUUUAUAUUUAACAGAUUGUAAAAUUGGGUCAUCUCUUAAACACCGAUGUAGUUAAGUGUGCAUUAUGAUAAAUAUUAUCCGGUCUAUUGCGAAAAACAACUUUGAUGUUUAUCAUCGAUAUCAGAACAAAAAUGAUUGCAAAUUACAUCCCCCAUUAUUUCUCGAAAUAUUUCUCUCAAUAUGUUUAUCCUUAAAUUAUUACAAGAAUCCAUAAAAAGUGCAUUUCCCCCUUGUCAUAAGAAUUUCAACUACUAUAAUUUUUCUUUUCUUUUCACUAAUUUAAUUAUCAUUUUCAAGUUUAAAUAUAUGAAAAUACGAUUCUUCACCUUUAACUUCUUCUUUAACAAAUCUUUUAUGAUCUGGAUUUAUAUACCAAAUCCCAAUAUAUAAUAUAUUUAUUAAGUAUGAGUUUGUAUGUUAGACCAUGAUUAACCCGGAGUUCUUAGAGUGAAGUUCUUAACGGAAGUUAAGAAACAGUUUCUUAAUUUUCGCUAAAAACCUCGUCCUAAGAACCCCGGAUU